Molecule: messenger RNA, 1770 nt
Organism: Plectropomus leopardus (leopard coralgrouper)
Lineage: Eukaryota; Metazoa; Chordata; Actinopteri; Perciformes; Serranidae
Source: RefSeq, a predicted model, not a curated record
GUUGCUGAGGUUGAAGUCAGUGUUGAUGAUUGGGAGGAGACUAGAGGACCUCCGUCAGCUUUAAACUUUCAGUUCAUUAAUGAACUUCCUGUCAGGGACACAAGAUGGAAUUCUCUUGAGAAACCAUUCAGCUGCUCUGAAUGUGGGAAAAGGUAUGGCCUCAAGGCUACUCUGAGGAAACACAUGAUAAUUCAUACGGGAGAGAAACCUUUCAGCUGCUCAGUUUGUAAUAAAAUAUUUUUAACCAAGGGCAAUCUGAAGACACACAUAAGAUCUCAUACAGGAGAGAAACCUUUCAGUUGUCCAGUAUGUAAGAAAUCUUUUACCCAGAAUGGAAGUUUACAAACACACAUGAGAAUUCACACGGGAGAGAAACCUUUUAGCUGCUCAGUUUGUGAUCAAAGAUUUUUGAGCAAAGCAUAUCUGAAGACACACAUACUAACUCAUACAGGAGAAAAACCUUUCAGCUGUUCACUUUGUGGCAAAGCUUUCACUGAAAAUGGAAAUCUGACAAAACACAUGAAAACUCAUACAGGAGAAAAACCUUUCAAUUGCUCAGUUUGUAAUCAAAGAUUUUUAAGAAAGGCAAAUCUGAAGAAACAUAUGAUAACUCAUACAGGAGAGAAGCCUUUCAGCUGUUCAAUGUGUGGUAAGGGCUUCAAUGAAAGUGGAAAUCUGAAGAAACACAUAAUGACUCAUUCCGGAGAAAAACCUUUCGGCUGCACAGUUUGUGAUCAAAAUUUUUUGGAAAAAACGGAUCUGAAGAAGCACUUGAUGACUCAUACAGGAGAAAAACCUUUUAGCUGCACAGUUUGUGAGCAAAGAUUUUUGCAAAAGCAAAAUCUGAAGAGACACAUGAUCACUCACACAGGAGAGAAGCCUUUCAUUUGCUCAGUUUGUGGUAAACAAUUUAUCCAAAAGGUUCAUCUGACACAACACAUGGCACGUCACACCGGAGAGAAAAGAUUUAGGUGCUUGGUUUGUGACCAAAGAUUCACCUGGCUUUAUCAGCUCAAAAAUCAUCAGUGUGUCGGUCGUCAGUCCUCACAGCCUCAUCAGACUCCUGAGAACAGAGCAGGAGAACCGUCAGCCAGCAGUUGAACUGAAAAGAUGAUAAAACAACUACAAAUGCAAGAUGGUCUCAAAGCGGGGAGGUUCUGCCUGACCUCAUGUGGUCAGUCGAGAAAAAGGAACAAUUGAAAUUUGAUGUUUUGAGUUCCCUCUCUGAGUACAGCUAUGUUGAAAACACAAUAAUAUGAGUGUAUGUCGAUGUUAUCUAUGUUGUUUCAAGGUGUUGGGUUUGUCAUUAUGUUUAGUUAAAUGCAAAACUCCACAGGGCUUUUACAAAACCAACUCACCAAUGACAUGACUUCAAAAAGAUCACAAAAAUAACUUAAUGAAGAACAUCAAAUCAAUCCAUGUUACACAUACACAGAAAAUAUGUUCACAGUCUUGCUUAGCAUGCUCUGUUGCACUAAUGUUGUGCCCAGUUGUUACGUUUCCAGUCCAUGAAUGGAGGGCAGAAUUGCUUUGUUGUGCAGCUUGUUAGCUGGUGGUGGUCUGCUGUGGAUGAGCCUGGCUCAGAAGAGUUGUGGUUCCAGAUGCAGUCCUUGCUGUGCUGUUCAGUGUUGCAGAUCAGAGGAAUCUUGUUUCUUUGUCCUGAAAGAGUCUGCAGCUUGGUGCUACCUGUUAGAUCUGUUCUCCUCUGCUUGGUAAGUUAGCUUGCAACCUUGGUGUCUGCUAAAGGCGCAAAUGUUUGACAUACUCAUG